Eurytemora carolleeae is the source of this 514-nucleotide messenger RNA. RefSeq names its product chymotrypsin-C. Gene Ontology annotation, molecular function: serine-type endopeptidase activity. The coding region runs from base 32 to 379 and encodes 115 amino acids. The record is from RefSeq and is a predicted model, not a curated record. The transcript is spliced from 4 exons. NCBI's taxonomy places the organism in Eukaryota, Metazoa, Arthropoda, Copepoda, Calanoida, Temoridae. Gene Ontology annotation, biological process: proteolysis.
UACAUUUUUUAUUUCUUUCAGAGAAGUGACGAUGUACAUAUUGAUUCUGUUAAUAAUAAUAUUCAUUCAAAACUCCAAACCCCAAUCUCAACAGGUUCAAGAUGUUUGUGGAAGAAGUUUAAAAUCAUGUCCCUCUAAUGUUAAUCUCCGAGUCACUGGAGGCCAAUCUACGUGCGCAGAGAGGGCUCCAUGGAACGUGCUUAUUGAGCACAUUAACCUUAGAGACAGGGCGCAGGAUGGUGGCGUGUACCCGUACUGUGCAGGUGUUCUUAUAACAGAACGUCAUGUUCUCUCAGCUGCUCAUUGUUACUGGGCCAACACAAACCAAUUUGGAAUCUGUCCUGAACAAUUUGAAAACAGUACUGCAGAGGAAAGAUAAACAUAAAUUAUCAAAUUUCUGAAAGGGAGUGUUCGCGAAAAAUUAAACGGGUCAUAGGUUGAUGUCGUAUUAAAUUCGAUAUCGAUCGCUACUAAUUUUGCUUUACUAUGUUGCGUCGAUAAGGAGAAAAUGUUA